CACGUUGUUUUGAGGGCGCAUGCGUAUCAAGGCAUUUCCGGCGGUCGGAACGUAACGUCAGCCUGCUGCUUCUUCCACGGGAAGUAUGUGUGUUUUAUAGAAGUAAAAGACGACGCCGUCGAGCUGCGCUUUAACCAUUUCUAAGGUAUGGCAACGCCAGGGGGUCAAGGCGUGCCCUAUGGAGGGGCUGUUCCCUAUGGCCGGCCGGGUGCACCCUCAGCUGGGGUUGCAGAAGGGGCAAGUCCCCAUGCAGUGCCUUAUGGGGACAGUGCCCACCACAUGGCCAAGGAAGCCCACCAACUUCGACCUCCAGCACCGGUGGUUAUGACCCAGCCGCCACCAACACAGUCAAAGCCUAAUGGGCCGACUGUGAAUGGCAGCUGGGCUCAUCUGGGUGGUGGGUACACCAAUGGACCUGCAUCAAAGGUUUCCUCGCACCAACAGCAAGUGCCUUCCUUGAGCCCUGCAGGUGUGGCUUCAAGCAGAGUAAACCAGGGUUACCAGCAGCCCGGCUCCAGUCCUCUAGUGACACCUACAACUUCUGGUGAGGUUUGCUUCUUUAUAUAGUCUUUUUUGUUGCUCACACGACUCGAUUGUGAAGCACAUUUCAGAACUAGAGCUUAAAGCACUGUACAGAAUUACUGGGAUGCACAAUUGUCUAGUCUGAGCCUCAUCACCAUUACCACUAUAAGCAGCUGAGUUUCUGCACAUUGUAUGUGGCUGUGCUAUCAGAGUAGACAUUAAUUGUUAC
Messenger RNA from Dermacentor silvarum, 751 nucleotides. RefSeq lists its product as uncharacterized. The transcript has 3 exons. The record is from RefSeq and is a predicted model, not a curated record. Bases 148 to 567 code for a protein of 139 amino acids. Lineage: Eukaryota; Metazoa; Arthropoda; Arachnida; Ixodida; Ixodidae.